Messenger RNA from Paramecium octaurelia, 1908 nucleotides. The record is from the annotation of a GenBank genome assembly. Lineage: Eukaryota; Ciliophora; Oligohymenophorea; Peniculida; Parameciidae.
AUGUUUCAUGAAUUUCUUCAGGAGUUGGGUCCUCUCAAAAACACAGAGCUCCCCUUUCCAUUUAGAAAUUAAUUCAAAAUCAAAGAAAACUUCAUCAAUCCAAAUAGCAAACAUUUCGACACAAUCGCCCAGAAGUACAUUAAUCAAUAUUAAAUAUAUGUAGAUUACUCUCAGAAGAAAAAGCAAGUAUCAAACGAAAAUGGGAUAAAUAAUGCAAAAUGAUGUUCAUCUGGAUAUUGGGCAAGUUCUUCUAAUUGAAAAAUAAGAAAACCAUCAACCCCACAGAAGAUGAAUGGAGACAAUUAUCUAGUAUUCUUAAAAUUGAUGAAUUUACUCUCAAAUAACGAUGGAUAACCCUUAUAAAUCCAGUUUCUAAGAGUAUUAAUUGGGAUCCAGAGGAGGAUGAAAUCAUUCGAUCACUUAUGAAGUAUACAAUAUACAUAUUUGUAAUCAAGUGAAUAGGAUGAAAAGCAUAUUUGGACACACAUCGCUCUUGAAUUGUAUAAUUAAAACAAUGGACAAUACAUCAGAACUCCAAAAUAGGUCAGAGAAAGAUGGAUGAAUUAUUUAAAUCCGAAGCUUAAAAAGUAUUAUGUCAAUUUACCAUUAUCUUAGGACUAAUUGGAACUAACAAGAAGAUCUACAGCUAUUGAAUAUGGUUGUUAAGAAUGGCAAGAGAUGGUCACUGAUUUCCAGUCUUCUGGAUGGCAGAACAGAAAAUUAAGUCAAAAACAGGUAAUCAAAUUUCAUAUUUAAAACAGAUUUAAAAGUCUCAUUCAAAAAAUCUACAAAGAUGAAGACGAUGAUGAUAUUGAAGAAUUGGAAGCUAUAAAAGAGUAUUUGAAUAAACAAAAUGUAUAAUAAGUCUAAGAACCACAGAAGGAAGAGUCUCAAAUUAGAGUAACUUAUUUAAGAUAGGUUAAAACUAAAACCAAUCCUUAAUAUUCUAAUAAAAUCGAUGAAAUGGAAGUGUUAACUAAAAGAAGAAAGAAUAUUAAAGAUAUAUUACAAAUUGGAGAAUAGUAGCAAGUUAAGUCGUAGAAAGAUUCAUAAAUAAAAUCAAAGUAAAAAACAACAAAAUUAAAAGUUGAAGAAAAUAUAUAAGGUGUGUAAGCUGAGUAAUUAUAGUAAUAGUAAUAGUAAUAAGAAUAGUAAUAGGAAUAGUAAUCAUAAUAAUAAAUAUUAUAAUAAUAACAAUAAUUAUAAUAAUAAUAAUUCUAAUUUGAAUAAUAAUUAAAAAUGCAGUAACAGUUUUAAUCCUAGUUAUUAUGUGAGAAUAAUAAAAAAGAUCUCUCAACUCCUAAUACUUUGUAUUAUAACAUUUAACCCUCCUUUUAAAAAAUGGAGGACUUAAAAAAUGAUCAAUUUUAAUUUAAAUAAGUCUAGCAAUCUCCAAUUCAAUAACCUAAUUAGUACCUAUAUCAAGGAUUUCGUCCAUAUUAAGAGGAUAUGCAAUAACAAUUCUAACAAACCCCUAUGUAGAUGUUUAUGGGUUAGUACUUAAAGAACUACUAAUAAAAUUACAAUCUUGUUUCUCCUUUUCCACAAAUUAACCAAACACCUAUGGUAUACACUCCUGCCUAAGCGAUGUACAUGUAUAAUAAUAAUAAUCCUUAUAAUAUGGGGGUAUCACCUCUUUUGAUUAGAAGUCCCUAUCCUGAGAAUUUGUCUCCCAAUAUUGCUCCCUAAUAGCAGGCACCUUAGGCUUUUUGGUAAACCCCUCAAUAAACAACGCUUGACUAUUAGUUGAAUGAAUAAAAGUUCUCUUUGGUAUAAUUUCCAUAAUAAAUUUAGAAUAAAUUAGAAUUUCUAUAGUCAAAUAAUUUGGUUGAUAAAUGGAAAUAGAAAAGAAUAAAUGAAAAGUAAAAUGCCUCAUUUUUGGAACCCUUUUAAUCACUUGAUUAAUGA